Trichoplusia ni (cabbage looper) is the source of this 1278-nucleotide messenger RNA. RefSeq names its product phospholipid phosphatase 6. NCBI's taxonomy places the organism in Eukaryota, Metazoa, Arthropoda, Insecta, Lepidoptera, Noctuidae. The record is from RefSeq and is a predicted model, not a curated record. Gene Ontology annotation, molecular function: sphingosine-1-phosphate phosphatase activity. The transcript is spliced from 5 exons. Bases 209 to 871 code for a protein of 220 amino acids.
UAAUGUCAUAAUUUUGUCAUUGGUUUGGUGUCAAUAUUUUUGUCAGAAGUGAGAAUUCGUUUUUGCCUUUAUUAAAUUUGUGAGUGCGACUAUUGAAACAAGGGUUUAAAUUUCCUGCACUUUAACAUUUGUGGACAUUCCCCGCUCGUGUAUGUUUGUACAGGUGUUAUAGUUACUCGUUGAUCACCGUAGAUUUCAGCUAAACGGCAUGGAGGAGCUUUUAGGUCACGAUUCAAGUAGAGGGAAGAGACAAGUCCCACCAAUGUUGCAGAAACUCCUUCACAACGAUGUGCAGAUCACGAAGAAGUUCGUGGAGUUUGGCUUGAGGACCACCUGGCUGAGAUCUCUGCGCAACCAUGCACAACUGUUUGAUGUUUCUUGUCAUGGCAUUGUCUGGUUGGCCGGCUGGCUCACCUUUAUCUGGUUGUUUAACAAUAAGGAGUUAUAUCAGUUGCAAGUCAAUAUGCUCAUAGCUCUGAUCUUGGAUAUUAUCGUGAUUGCGGUGAUAAAGGCGGCCGUGCGUCGUCGUCGACCUAUCCCUAUGAACAAGCUGACAGACAUCGGUCCUGACAAGUUCUCCUUCCCGUCAGGUCACGCCAGCCGCUCCACCAUGAUUGCCUUCAUACUCAUGUCACAAUAUCUUAACGACUACUUCUUCUUGUACCCACCUUUUCUAGCUUGGGUCGGAGCUGUAUGCCUCUCAAAAGUACUUGCAGAGAGGCACUACCUUCUCGAUGUACUUGCCGGUAUCAGUAUUGGCAUUCAAGAAGCGAUAUUCAUGCAUUUGAUCUGGUUCUCUCAAAACACCUGCUCCGGUAUUGUGGCUUCGUUAUCUGAUGAGAAGAUUGAUGGCGGAGAGUACCAUGUCUAGAACCAAAACCAAACAAAUCAACGACCUUUUGGUGCGCGAAACGAAAUUUUGAGCGAAACGUGGCUGAACAGGGAAGAACAAUGUCAUGAAAGCAAUCAACGCAUUUAUAUUAAGUAUUCAGUGCUGACUAAAUAUUAGUUACAUAUUUAAUAUCUUAGUCUUUUUAAUAUCUCGUAAGAAUAAUUAAAGUUCCUGGUAAAGUCGUGUUGCGUCUUUUGAUAACACCUGCACCAAACAGGUUGCAUCUCGUAUUUAUCUUCACAGAAUAAUAUCCUAGUCCUUUUCAUUGUGUUUGAAAGAAAAUUGUGAAUGGAUUUACAAAUCAUUAUAAUUUUUUGUUAUAUUUAUUGUAUUGUUAUCGUAAAUAUAUAAUAUAAACGUAACCCAACACAUUUCGAGGCCUGUGA